CACAUUGCUUUCCAAAUCACUGUUGCUGUUGAAGAGAGUAUCAGGACAUCUCCGACUACGAUACCUGUCAAGGCAACUGAUGCUGCUCAACAUAUCCGACUACGGUGGUCGAUCCUUCUACUGAGGUGCUGACGCAAGGAGAAGCACGACCAUCAGAGGAGGAGCUUAUAACAGCAUCAUGUGAGAGAAUGGAGGAUAGCGACGAUGAUAUUAUAAUAUGCGAGAGAAGUAGGACUGAGGAGGAGGCAGAUUUUCUGUACUCUAUCACAGCGGAAGCAUGGAAGGAAACCCUAAAAACUCCAGAGUUUGAGAGGUCAAAACACCACCCAUUCGGCGAAUCAGUGUACGUUCUGCCAAAGAAUAUGUUGACAAAACUCGAUGAUCGACUCUGCAAGUGGUUGAGUUCAUCUUCAGUGCCACUGCUAAAGACGAUGGAAACUAUGUCGUGGAUACUCCAACCAGUAACUUUACCCGUUACUAGCUACUUUCAUUGAAGCGUAAAAAUUGGGUGCAUAGCCAAGUAC
Messenger RNA from Linum tenue, 524 nucleotides. The record is from the annotation of a GenBank genome assembly. Lineage: Eukaryota; Viridiplantae; Streptophyta; Magnoliopsida; Malpighiales; Linaceae.